Messenger RNA from Malania oleifera, 2468 nucleotides. Its product is annotated as glucose-6-phosphate 1-dehydrogenase, chloroplastic-like. The transcript has 11 exons. NCBI's taxonomy places the organism in Eukaryota, Viridiplantae, Streptophyta, Magnoliopsida, Santalales, Ximeniaceae. Bases 274 to 2070 code for a protein of 598 amino acids. The record is from RefSeq and is a predicted model, not a curated record. Gene Ontology annotation, biological process: pentose-phosphate shunt, oxidative branch; glucose metabolic process. Gene Ontology annotation, cellular component: chloroplast stroma. Gene Ontology annotation, molecular function: NADP binding; glucose-6-phosphate dehydrogenase activity.
AUUAGAAUUGUGAAGCUUGCCAAAUCUCAAAUUAGAAGAAUGCUCUCUGGGACUUUUCUCAAACAAAAAGCUAAGAAGGAAGGCUCUUUAUGAAGAUCCACCCUUUCGGAGAUCUCAAGGGCCUAACCCCUCGAUGUGUUCGAAGUUUUUAGCUUCUCUUUUUCUCCGAAGGCUUAAUCUCAAUCCCCUCCAGCGCUGUUCAUCCCAGGCCCUUUCCAUUAUUUCUUCAAAGAAUAUAUACACACACCCACCGAGAGAACGAGAAUAACAGAGAUGUCGACCCUUUCUUCAACGUAUUGUCCUUCAUAUUCAUCAUCUUCAUCAUCAGCGCCGUCGGCAUCACCGUAUUCACCUUCUUUGUCUCGUCAGCGGAGAAGGGUCUCUUCGAUUCCUAAAAUUUCCUUACAAGCGAAAGUGUUCUUGCAGUCUCAAAGAAACCCACAUCAAAUUUUGGUCUGCAUGCAAGAUGGUGCAGUGGCUGCAACAGUCACUCCUAUUCAAAAUGAAACUUCUUUGAAGAAAUUGAAAGAUGGAUUUUUGUCAACUACAUCAUCAGAAGAAUGUAAAGAUGUGUCAGGUUCUGAUUUUAAUGAAGAUGAGUCGUCAGUUAGUAUUACUGUUGUUGGAGCCUCUGGCGACCUUGCAAAGAAAAAGAUUUUUCCUGCCCUCUUUGCACUUUAUUACGAGGGUUGCCUCCCGAAGCACUUUACUGUGUUUGGUUAUGCCCGGAGUAAGAUGACCGAUGCUGAACUCCGAGACAUGGUUAGUAGGACCCUCACUUGCAGAAUUGAUAAGAGGGAAAAUUGUGGUGAAAAGAUGGAGCAGUUUCUCAAAAGAUGUUUCUACCAUAGUGGUCAGUAUGAUUCAGAGGAAAAUUUUGCACAGCUAGACAAGAAGCUGAAGGAACAUGAGGGUGGCAGGGUUUCUAAUCGCCUUUUCUAUUUAUCAAUUCCUCCAAAUAUAUUCGUAGAUGCAGUUAGAUGUGCAAGCGUGUCAGCUUCCUCUGCAGAUGGCUGGACAAGGGUCAUUGUUGAGAAGCCCUUUGGUCGGGAUUCAGAAUCCUCAGCUUCUUUGACAAGAGGCCUCAAGGAGUACUUGCAGGAGGAUCAAAUUUUCAGGAUAGAUCACUAUCUUGGGAAAGAGCUAGUGGAAAACUUAUCUGUUCUCCGCUUCUCCAACCUUAUUUUUGAACCCUUGUGGUCUAGACAAUAUAUAAGGAAUGUGCAGUUUAUAUUCUCAGAAGAUUUUGGCACUGAAGGACGUGGAGGGUACUUCGACAAUUAUGGGAUUAUAAGGGAUAUAAUGCAGAAUCAUUUGCUGCAAAUACUAGCCCUUUUUGCCAUGGAAACCCCUGUCAGUUUGGAUGCAGAAGAUAUCAGAAAUGAAAAGGUCAAAGUUUUACGUUCUAUGAAGCCUUUACGACUUGAAAAUGUGGUUAUAGGACAGUAUAAGAGCCACACAAAAGGAGGGGUUACUUACCCAGCAUACACUGAUGACAAUACCGUACCAAAGGACAGCUUAACUCCUACAUUUGCAGCAGCUGCAGUUUUCAUAGAAAAUGCGAGAUGGGAUGGGGUGCCUUUCUUGAUGAAAGCCGGGAAAGCAUUACAUAAAAAGGGGGCUGAGAUAAGGGUACAGUUCAGACAUGUUCCUGGUAAUUUAUAUAACAGAAAUUUUGGGACAGAUCUUGAUAAAGCAACGAAUGAGCUUGUUAUCCGAGUGCAACCUGAUGAAGCUAUUUAUUUGAGGAUCAAUAAUAAGGUUCCUGGUUUAGGAAUGAGAUUGGAUCGUAGUAAUCUGAAUCUUCACUAUGCGGCAAGGUAUUCAAAGGAGAUUCCUGAUGCAUACGAGAGGCUUUUGCUCGAUGCUAUCGAGGGCGAGAGGAGGCUAUUUAUACGUAGUGAUGAACUGGAUGCAGCUUGGGCACUCUUCACGCCUGUACUGCGUGAGCUGGAAGAGAAGAAGAUGAUGCCGGAGUACUAUCCUUAUGGGAGCCGGGGUCCAGUCGGGGCUCACUAUCUUGCUGCUAGAUACAAUGUUCGAUGGGGGGAUCUCAGUGUAGAGCAAUAACUGGGGGUGACUUCUAGUGCUGGAUGAUCAAAUAAAGCUUGAAGUUUAGAUUCUGGUGGAUGCAAAGGGAUAUAAUAGGGGGUUCUUGUGGGUGUUGCAGAGUUGAAUUAGAUGAUGGGAUUUCCCCAUAGAUGAUAAAUAAAGCCCGAAGAUUUACAUUCGGGAAGAUGCAAGGGUCAGAGGAGGUUCUUGUGGGAAUGACAAUAGUAGAAUUAGGUUGUGGAAUUUUCUACACCUUGUCUGUUCUGAAUCUCUCUUUUUUGGGUUCUUUCACACACACACACACACACCUCCACACUCUCUCUCUUCAUAGCAAACCAGAAUUUAUUAAUGUCAAAUAUUGCUAUGAACAACUAGUUGAUGAAAUACAGCAUGCUAGCAACAAGUUGCUUCGAGGA